Messenger RNA from Fusarium mangiferae, 516 nucleotides. RefSeq lists its product as uncharacterized. The transcript has a single exon. Lineage: Eukaryota; Fungi; Ascomycota; Sordariomycetes; Hypocreales; Nectriaceae. The record is from RefSeq and is a predicted model, not a curated record. Bases 1 to 516 code for a protein of 171 amino acids.
AUGUCUUCCCUUCAUGCCUAUCUCCCAGCCCUCAAGGGUAUCGCCAUCGCUGGCAGUCUCAUCAACGGCGGUACCAUGACAUCAGGUUACCGUCUUCUCCCCUCAGUCUACCCAAUCGUCCAAAAGUCGCCCAAAGACGCUGCGAAGCAAUGGGAAUACUUUUACUGGUCCAUGUCAGCCACUGUGCCAUGGGUUGACCUGACCACAAUUAUUGUGAUCGGCACUAUCGCCUAUGGAGAGUACAAGGAAAACAGCUCUGCUCUGUCUUGGAAGAUCUGGGCUACUGCAGGAGGACUGAUGCCCCUAGGUUGGAUCUGGGUGCGAAAGGUGAUGCUCGGCCCGUCUUACAAGCUUCUGGACAUUGCGGACUCAAAGUCUUCAGAGACUGAACCUUUGAAUACCAGUGCGAAGAAUGUCUUGGACCUCAUGCAGGAGUUCAAUGCACAGAUGGCUGUGAGGAUGAUGUUUCCGUGGGUUGUUGGUGGACUCGCGCUAUGGGCUACCCUGGGCCUUUAG